AUGCCUAAUCCAGGUCCUAUUUUGUUCUUAAAGAGUAUAUCUCUAAGAGUACUUCGAGGAUCUUUUCUCCACGGACGAUGUUAUAGUUCUUGUGGCAAUGGCAAUUACCUUCCCAACCUUCCAUUAUUUACCCAAAUUCUCCACCACGCCGAAAUACAACGUAAACAUAAACCUGCAAUUAUUGAUGUCAAAGCUGAAACGUCUCAUUCCUAUCGCCAUCUGGUUUCAGAUAUUGUAGAAUUAAGAAAAAUAUUGUUAAAAUAUGCGGGUACAUCUGUUGAAGAUUUAAAAGAGGCACGAGUUGCUUUUUUAUGUCCAAAUGGAUAUAAUUAUGUUGUAUCUCAAUGGUCAGUUUGGUCUGCUGGUGGAAUUGCAGUUCCAUUAUGUAUAACACAUCCACUGCCUGAACUUUUAUAUGUCUUGAAUGAUUCUCAAUCAACAAUAAUAAUCACACAUUCGGAUUUUCAAGAAAAAAUAAAUGGUAUUGCUCAUGAAGCUGGUAUUAAAAAGGUUAUUGUGGUCUGUGACAAGGAACAAAAAUAUAGUCAAUAUAAUGAUGUCAACUUUAAAUCACCAUCAUUAAUUCCAAUGGAUGAUUCACGACGUGCAAUGAUUAUUUAUACAAGUGGGACAACUGGAAAGCCAAAAGGUGUGGUAUCAACCCACGCAAAUAUUACUGCACAAGUUAAAUCUCUUGUUGAUGCAUGGAGAUGGAAUGAUAAAGAUAAAAUUUUACAUGUGUUGCCUUUACAUCAUAUGCAUGGUAUUAUUAAUGCAUUGACUUGUGGACUUUAUUCAGGUGCCACUGUCGAAAUGAUGCCAAAAUUUGAUGCUGCCUCUGUAUGGGACAGGUGGAUGAAGCCAGACAAUGACCUCUCACUUUUCAUGGCAGUGCCGACAAUUUAUUCAAAAUUAAUUCAAUAUUACAAAGACAAUAUUCCCAAAGAAACACAACCAUUAGCCACACAGUCAUGUUCACAAUUUAGAUUAAUGGUUUCUGGGUCAUCGGCACUUCCUAUUCCUAUCAGGAAUUCUUGGAAAGAAAUUAGUGGUGGAGUUGUGUUAUUAGAAAGAUAUGGAAUGAGUGAAAUAGGAAUGGGAUUGAUACCUUUGCCAGGUGUACAAGUGAGGUUAAUGUCAGAAGAUGGUAAAGAUAUUACUACGGCAGUUGAACAACCAGAUUUUUUAAAAAAUAGAUAUUGGAAUAGACCUGAGGCUACUAAAAAAGAAUUUGCUGAAGAUGGAUGGUUUAAAACAGGAGAUAUAGCUAUGAUAACAGCCAAAGAAAAAGUCUUCAAAAUUCUUGGUAGACAAAGUGUCGAUAUUAUUAAAAGUGGAUCAUAUAAAAUUUCGGCUUUAGAAAUUGAGAAAGAAUUAUUAUCGCAUCAGGAUAUACAAGAAGUUUCAAUUGUAGGAGUUGAAGAUCCAGAAUGGGGGCAAAAAGUUGGUGCUAUAGUUGUUUUAAAAAAUCAUACGUCAAAACUAGAUUUAAAGCAAUUAAGAGAAUUUGCAAAAGAUAGGUUGGCGAAUUAUAAAGUACCUACUUUAUUAAAAGUUGUAAAUGAGAUACCAAAAAAUGCCAUGGGAAAGGUUAACAAGAAAGAGCUG
This is a messenger RNA of Cetraspora pellucida, 1608 nucleotides long. Lineage: Eukaryota; Fungi; Glomeromycota; Glomeromycetes; Diversisporales; Gigasporaceae. The record is from the annotation of a GenBank genome assembly.